Naegleria gruberi is the source of this 1191-nucleotide messenger RNA. RefSeq lists its product as uncharacterized. NCBI's taxonomy places the organism in Eukaryota, Heterolobosea, Eutetramitea, Acrasida, Naegleriidae. The record is from RefSeq and is a predicted model, not a curated record. Bases 1 to 1191 code for a protein of 396 amino acids. The transcript has a single exon. Gene Ontology annotation, molecular function: protein binding.
AUGGCUAUAUCGGCACUGAGCCUUUCAUUCUUACCAUCAUCAUCAUCGUCAUCUUUCAAACACCAUCAUCAGCAUCGUUAUUUAUUCAUCAUCAUUAUUUUCAUUAUAAUUAUUAUUAAAACUAUAAUGGUCGAGCCUGUACUAACCUCCUACACUUCCUCCUCUCAACAACAACAACAGGACUAUAUGGGAUGGAAACUUGAAUUUAAUUCGACCAGCCUUGCUUCGGGACCUUCAGCACGAUUUGACUUUGCUUUUGCUUCUACUCCUGAUCGAUCUCUGACCAUGUUGUACGGAGGGACUGGAAAUAAGUUUGUUACAUUGAGUGAUUUGUGGAUGUUUGAUCAUCAAGAGUCUACUUGGACACAAAUUGAAAGAAAAGAAGGGAAGGCGUGGCCACCUGCUUUGAAAGAUGCCUCUGCAGUGAUGUGUGGAAAGCACUUUUACGUGAUUGGAGGAAAGAGUGGAAAGACUUCUGUGAAUGGACAGAUUUGGAAGUUUGAUCUGAGCUUGAGAGAGUGGAUUGUUGUGAACAAUGAUUCGAAUGAGGAACAAGUUAAAAUUGCUUCCAAGUUUGGCCAUUUUACAACUUGUGUCGAUAAUUCUUAUAUUCUCAUGUUUGGAGGUUCGGAUGUGAAUGAUAACUUUUAUAAUCAAGUUUAUGUAUUCUCGUUGAUUAAUUAUCAAUUUACUGAAAUCAAACCAGUUGGCAACAGUCCAGUUAUUUCACCUAGAAUGUAUGCUCCAAUUCUUUAUAGUGCAAUGAGCCAUUCCUCAAUUUAUGUAUUUGGUGGGUAUGUUAAGAGUGGCAAUGGAUCCGUCAACACUGAUGACAUGUGGAAGUUUAGUUUGAUAACCAAAGAAUGGACACAAAUCAAUAAGCAACAAGUUUGGCCACCAGCAAGAAGUGGUCAAUCUAUAUUUCAAACAAGCACAAGCUCAUCUGCAUUCUUUAUCUUUGGUGGUGAAGCUCUUUCUUCUCAAGGUAUGAAUGAUGUUUGGUACUUUGACAUGAUUUUGGAACAAUGGCAUGUUGUCAAGAGUUUAAAUGUUGUCCCAACAGGAAGAUUGGGUUCAAUGGUCAUUCAAAGAUCUCUCUCAGCUCCAAAUCAAUUCAUCUUAUUUGGUGGAGUAACAGGAUGGCAGGUUACUAAGAUUUUGGAUGACAUGUGGUCUGGAUAUUUACUUUAA